UUCAUGCUUAUAAUUUGUAACUUAAACACAAUUGAUAUUGUAAAAUGUAUGUUGUUUUAAUCUGUGAAAUUAUAAAAAGUACUAACAGUAUGAAAAGUUCAAAAUUACAGGAUAAAAUUAUUAGUUGAAAUUCAGGUAGGAUUUAAAUAGACGUGUUUAAUUAUAAUUGGGGCAGGAAGAAUCAGGAAGUGUGCGGUACCAGACGUGAACUACCGGCAAAAUGAUUGUGGUGAAAAUAAGAACAGAUACCAGAAUGGCUGCCGUUAUAUUUUGUAAAAAACACAGAGAAGGAAUACAGGUGUAAUUUAUGCGAAAAUCUCAUUAUAACAGAUAAAAAAUCACUAGAACUAUUGGAACACAUUAAAAGUCUUCAUAAAGAAGUGUACGAUCUCCACAAAGACAAUCCGGAGUCAACAGUCGGUUUUCAAAUUGAAUUUCUACAAUUUAGUAUGUUAAAAGAUGAUAAAACUCAGCCUGUGAUACUAGAGGAGGUUUGUGAGGAAGCAACGGAUGAAAUAGUUAAAACUGAGAAGUCGGAUAGGGAUCAACUAUUAGGGAUGCAGUAUGUCCUUGUACCGAGAAAGAAAAAAAUUAAACGAAGUUAUGAAUUUAGUCGAAAACGUAGCUGGGUGUGGAAAUAUUUUGAACGUUUAACGAGCAUUAUUUAUCGUUGCAAUCUUUGUAACGUAGUGUUAUCAAUAAAGGGUUGCAACACCAACAACAUGAACAGGCAUGUUAGAACGAGACACCCCAGCAUAUACAAGUCUGAAGUGGAAAAGAAGAAGGACUUGACGGAAAUAGAUCAGCUCGACGUGAGCUGGAAGAAAGACGAAGAAAGUGAUAAGGAUCUUGAUGAAUCUCUUGGAGAGUCUAACGAUAUGAUAAAGCAGCGUCGUAGCUGGAUAUGGUCAUACUUCCGUCGUGUUUCCAACACCCUCGCCCAGUGCAAGCUCUGCAACCGAAACAUCUGUCACGGCGGUAACGCCACCGGCAACAUGAACCGACAUCUCAAGAUGAUCCACAAUAAGACUGCUGAUGACAAUAAUUGGGUUUGGAAAGUAUUCGAGAACGCUGAGGACGACUUCUUCUCGUGUAAGAUAUGUCAAUACAAAUGUAUGAAAUUCGAUGACGUCGAAAAAAGUACUAAAUGCAUUUUACUCCACCUUAAAAACGAACACGGCGUGGUUUCCGGAGACCAGAUCAUCACGGGCACGGAGUAUGAAGUGGAAAAUGCUGAAUGAUGAUGAUGAAUUGUUAUAUCAAUUUAGACUUUAAUUCAAUGGCGAUAAGGUUUUAUUUGUUUCGUUUACGUUUCAAACGCUAUCGUACCUUUUCAUACUGCUCAAUGUUUCCUCAGUGUGAGUGUGAGUUCCGUUUCGCAUUCAUUGUCAAUUCGACUAUAAUGCUGCGGACACACUGCACUAAUAAAAUCGAACCAAGUUACUAGCGUACUUAGUUCGAAGAAAUUGUGCGUCAAAUAAAAUAAAAAAGGUAUGAUCGUGAUUAGAAAUCGACACAGAUAUAUAUAGUAGUUAUUAUUUUUAAUAUACUUUCAUCGGAACUUUAAACGGCGAGGUAUCUCUCUGUUUAGCACUUGAAAUAUUAUUUAAGUUGUUUUAUUUUAAAUAUAUUAAAAGUAUAGUUUUAUAUAAUUAUAUAAUAAGAUCAAAAUGUAAGCGUCCUUAUUCUCUGCGCAAUAAAGGUGAUUUUUAGUGUUCAUAUCUAAUGAAUUCGGUGCACACUGUAACAUAAUGGGUUAUUGGAGGAGAAAUUUUGAAAAUAAAAACUAUUUUAAGUUUGA
This is a messenger RNA of Nymphalis io (European peacock), 1801 nucleotides long. RefSeq lists its product as uncharacterized. Gene Ontology annotation, molecular function: DNA binding. The coding region runs from base 450 to 1241 and encodes 263 amino acids. Lineage: Eukaryota; Metazoa; Arthropoda; Insecta; Lepidoptera; Nymphalidae. The transcript has 5 exons. The record is from RefSeq and is a predicted model, not a curated record.